AUGGGAAAGAAAAAGCGCGGCCAUCCCGACCUUGAGGAAGUCCUCAGUCGGCCCUGGUGCUACUACUGCGAACGCGACUUUGACGAUCUCAAGAUCCUCAUCUCGCAUCAGAAAGCAAAACAUUUCAAAUGCGAUCGCUGUGGAAGGAGGUUAAAUACUGCUGGUGGUUUAUCCGUUCACAUGAGCCAAGUCCACAAGGAACAACUGUCGGCCGUUGACAAUGCGCUGCCUAACCGGUCAAGUUUGGAUAUUGAGAUUUUUGGAAUGGAAGGCGUCCCGGAGGAUGUCCUGCAGGCUCAUAAUCAGCGAGUCAUCACUCAGUACCAUCAGGCUGAGGCGGAACGACGUGCGGUGACCGGGAACCCUGCUCCGGGAAUGCCAUCUGGCGCUCAAACGAAAAAGCCAAAGCUCGAAAGUGCGUCGGAUCUGAAGAAGCGGUUGGCUGAGCAUAAAGCGAAGUUGGCGGAGAAGGCGGCGGGGACUAGUAGCGGGGGUGCCACGCCUGUGAGUACUGAUCAGGGCUUGCAUGCCGGAAGUUCAUAUGCAACUCCGCAAUAUCCGACCCCCACGAACGGCUCUGCUCAGCAGUACCCUUACCCGCAACAGUUUGGGCAGCCUGCUGCUUAUCAACAACCGCCACAAACAUAUCAGAAACAGCCAGAAUAUCCGUCUCCUGGAUACCAGCAGCUUCCGAUCAUCGGACAGCAGUACCCCGCCCAGUAUUCAUCGCCCGCCAUGUCCCCGUCACAGUACCAGCCCGCACUUGCCCCGCAAAACCCUGUCGUUUCCACCACUCCUCCUUUGCCCUUCCAACAACAGCCGCCACACAUGGGAGCCCAUACACCUCCACAAGCAGCAAUCUCAAUGCCCCCUCGACCACCAAGUCUCCCUGCCGCUCCUGGUCUCCCUCAGAGACCAAGCUUCUCCCCACCGCAAGUUAAUUCAUGGCAAUUGCAGCAGAUGCACCAUGGACAAAUGCCCAUUCCGCCACCCCAUGCGCCUCAAGUUCCAGGCACUGAAGCCGGAGUGGAAAACGCCGCGACCGCAGCUGAUCGGUUGAUAUCUGAGGAGUCCAAGCGGGCCGACGAGCUAGCUCAGAAGCCUACCCCGACACCGGCACCGGAAGAGGCACCGGAAGGGAAGCCUGCCAAAAAGGAAAAAGCGAAAGCUUCGAGAUUGGUGUAUUCUGACAGUGCAGUCAGCCCAGAGGAAAAGAUGGCGAAAUUGCCUAGGUACGCAUUUGUUCCCGAACGCAGAGAAGAGACAGUGCUUCGAGAUGCAACUACUGGCGCAGUUGCGAGACCCGUUGAUGCGUCGGAUGAAAUUGUAAAUCCUCCAGAGUAG
Uncinocarpus reesii 1704 is the source of this 1344-nucleotide messenger RNA. RefSeq lists its product as uncharacterized. Gene Ontology annotation, molecular function: DNA binding. Gene Ontology annotation, cellular component: nucleus. The transcript has 3 exons. The coding region runs from base 1 to 1344 and encodes 447 amino acids. The record is from RefSeq and is a predicted model, not a curated record. NCBI's taxonomy places the organism in Eukaryota, Fungi, Ascomycota, Eurotiomycetes, Onygenales, Onygenaceae.